AUGUGGAUAUUGUGUUAUAGAAUAUGGGUGAAGGAGUGUGUGUACGGCCACUAUGAGUGGGUGGAGCAGGUGUGUGGCCUCCUAGAGUACAAGCAAGCUGUUUUACCUGUUAGGUAUCUCGAAAUUUCUCUAGGAGCGAACCCGCAUUUGGUAAAGACUUGGAAACCAGUCAUAGAUAAGGUGGAAGAGAAGCUCAGCUUAUGGAAAGCGAAGGUUCUAAAUAAAGCAGGCAAGCUAGUUCUUAUUAAAUCGGUGUUGAAUAGCCUGCUAGUAUAUUACCUUAGCCUAUACAAGAUGUCGAAGGCGGUCACUGACAAGUUGAUUGCCUUACAGAGAAGUGGGAAGUGGUUCAAGCACCUAAAAAGGCUAGGAGUUGGGGGUCGAGGAUGCAGUGCUCAGGAACACAGUGUUGCUGUUUAA
Molecule: messenger RNA, 420 nt
Organism: Arachis duranensis
Lineage: Eukaryota; Viridiplantae; Streptophyta; Magnoliopsida; Fabales; Fabaceae
Exons: 2
Coding region: 1-420 (139 amino acids)
Source: RefSeq, a predicted model, not a curated record